Messenger RNA from Dunckerocampus dactyliophorus (ringed pipefish), 3313 nucleotides. It is a transcript of the gene rnd1b, whose product is annotated as Rho family GTPase 1b. The coding region runs from base 142 to 840 and encodes 232 amino acids. Gene Ontology annotation, molecular function: GTP binding; GTPase activity. The transcript is spliced from 5 exons. The record is from RefSeq and is a predicted model, not a curated record. Lineage: Eukaryota; Metazoa; Chordata; Actinopteri; Syngnathiformes; Syngnathidae. Gene Ontology annotation, biological process: small GTPase-mediated signal transduction.
UGGCAAAUUCAAUCAGAUCCACUGCAGACACUCUACGUGAGCGAGGUUAAACCGAGACACAUUUUCUUCUUCUUUUUUUGGCUUGGACCGCUGAUUAUUCGCCACAUUUCCACCAAGUUCUACUGGACUAUUGUGGCCACCAUGAAGGAAAGGAGAAACACGCAGCCGAUGGUGGCGAGAUGUAAGCUGGUUCUGGUGGGAGACGUCCAAUGCGGUAAAACGGCGAUGUUGCAAGUGCUGGCCAAGGACUGUUAUCCAGAGACUUACGUGCCUACAGUGUUUGAGAACUACACUGCCUGUCUGGAGCUGGAGGAGCAAAGAGUGGAGCUCAGUCUUUGGGACACGUCAGGUUCUCCAUACUACGAUAAUGUGAGGCCUCUGUGCUACAGCGACUCUGAUGCAGUGUUGCUGUGUUUUGACAUCAGCCGGCCAGACACCGUGGACAGUAGUCUGAAGAAGUGGAAAGCUGAGAUCCUGGACUUCUGCCCAAGCACGCGCAUCUUACUUAUUGGCUGUAAGAUUGACCUGAGGACUGAUGUCUGUACCUUGAUGGAACUGUCCAAUCAGAAGCAGACCCCUGUCACCUACGAGCAGGGUUCUGCUUUGGCCAAGCAGCUGGGUGCAGAGUCCUACCUGGAGUGCUCAGCAUUCACCUCUGAAAAGAGCAUCCACAGCGUAUUCCGUACCGCGGCCAUGGCAUGUAUCAACAAGCUGCAGCCCCUCUUGAAGCCCAGCCCCUCCCGCCGCCUGUCCAAAAGACUGCUUCACCUGCCCAGCAGGUCGGAUUUGCUCUCCUCCACCUUCAAGAAGGAGAAGACCAAGAGCUGCUCGGUCAUGUGAGCCGGAAAGGUUGCUGGUAAAAGUCUUCACUCGAGCCCCCUGCCUCUUUGGUCUCGGGGAAGGGGGGUGGGCACGAUGGUUUUAUCAGGGCUGCCUGCUGAUUCCUUCCCUCACCCCCCUAGAAACCAAAAACCCCCUCAGAAGAAGUGGACCACCCGGCUGUCCACUUGCUCCUGAACCUUUUAGUCCACACCUUUUCCCAACAAACAAUGUCAGUAAAGGCUUUAAGCACUGAGCUGUCUAUCAUCACAAACACAAUGAUCAUACAUCUCCCUACUAUCUCGACCUGCAAUCUUGUGAAGUAAACGUAUCUCGUGGAUCAUUUCAAAGUACAAAAAUAAAUCUAGCAUGCAGUCUUCGGGGCCAUCUCUCAUCUCACAUCAUAGUCAGGUGUGAAAGUUUGCUGGUGGCUGCCGGCCCAAAAUCGGACGUGUGAAAGCAAUGUUGUGGAGAAAGCAGUGGGACCAAGUGCAGUUAGAGCUGCAUGGUUAGUAGCUCGUAUCGGCACUGCGAGGACGGGCCGCUGGGGAGAAGGUCAUGCAGGUGUAGGGUGCUCCACAGGUGUGUGGAGGCUGGAGGCACCACAUGUACUAAAUAAAAGGUCAAAGGGAGAACUGGUGAUGAGGCAGAUGCAUUAUAAUAAGCCUGGAAUAGGAACAUACAUGUUUUUAGCUGGUCAUUGAGGCCUAUUGUACAGUAUUAUUAUUAUUAUUGUUAUUAUUAUUAUUAUUAUUAUACAGUGCUGUAAGGCAUAUUUACUGUAUGAGCAUCGACUAAUGAAGGCAGGCCUUCUGCUAUGAUUUGUAGCAUCUUAUUAUUGAAAGCUUUUCAACAUUUUUCAACAGAGGGGAUUAUGCAGUUUGAAAAACACCUCUUGCAUAUCACGUUCCUAAACAAUUAGUUUGAUUCAAUGUAGCGCUCCCAACCUGACUUCCAAGACACUCAACUUAUUCUCAUGACCUCUAAUAAACAGCUACACAUGUUCUUAAAUCUUCAGCUUCUUGGUUAAGUGUAUGUGCAGCAUUGAUCCCUGUGCUUCUGACCAUAAAGCAAUAAUGAUUUUAGUGUUAAUAAAACGUGACCUGUGUGGCAAUAACGGAAAACACAACUUGUGCUGUUGUUAGUUGAAAACAUUUCUCUGCUGUAAAAUGAGAACAGAAAACGAUCCUCCCUUCUCCUCCUCCUCCUCCCCUCAAUAAAUAAUCACCAAUCGGUAUAACAGAAUAACCAAUGACAAUUCUGUGCAAUUGAUACGCUGGAAAGAUGCAAACGAGAUGACUGGAAAUGGUAGACAAUUUCACUUAAUCUUGAUUUUUAAAAUGCUAUUGAAAGAGUUGACAGUGUGAUAUCAAGAGUUCAUUUGCUGUUAAAAUGGAUAAGCACAGAAUUGGAAAAAACGUGAGGUAUUUAUUUCUGCAUUCUUUUAUAGAUUGACAAGCCAAGUUUGAAGGAAAUGUGAAGGAAAUUACACUAUAACUGUAAUGAAAGUUUUAUAAAUAUAAUGAUAACACAAAAAUUGUGGAAAAGUUACUAAGGCUCAUAAUGGUCUGCAUUUGAAAAUAAAUGUUAUUUCCAUUAUAAUUUUUAUAUAAUUUGCAAGUACGUUUGUAUUUUGUUAUUCACUGUUAUAUGAGGCAAUUCUCAUGACAAACAACUAAAAUAAACUAUUGGAAAAAGUAAGGCUUAUAAUCUAUAUGAAUUUUCUGGGGCUUUAAUUUAGAUUUUAUUAAUUGAUUGAGUGUUUAUCCAUUUUAAGAGCAUGCUGUAUCUGUCUUUGCAGAUGAAGUCUUCAGAUUUGUAUUUUCUUUGUAAAAGAGCUAGUGUGUGGGGAAAAAAAGGAAGAAGAACAAGAGAUCCAAAAGUACAGGCUGGCCCUGUCCAAAGAGAGCUAUUUUUCCAUUUCCAGUAUUUGCUAAUUAUUCUUGUUGUUUAGUUUUUCUCUUGUGUGUGUGUUUGUGUAUUUAGCUGUUGUUGGGUUUUUUUUUAAAGAUAAUACCAUUGUGUGAGUUUUGUAAAUAUCCCCGAGCUGCUCAGUGUGUCUUCAUGGAGCUGUUGACUGAAGUCAAACAAGAUGAUUUGCACAAAGGAUUCCUUCACGUUCAUGGUCACUCAACAAAUUCCUCAAUGUCACCUAGCAACCAUUCUGAGACUGGCUCCUGGUUUGUGUCAUCAUCUCCACACAAAUGACCACCGUUGAUGCCAUGUGAUCUAGCAAGCAGCCAUUGUGUAGUAGUCAGUGUGUGGUAUGAUGAUGCAGUCUAACCUCCAAGCAUGUCCAAAUAACAAUGUAUGACUGUAAAUACCUAUGUUGAUUGUUUUGUAGUCAUUGUAAGACAUCUGGAAGGAUGUAUUUUGGAAAUAUUGUUGAUGUGGUUAUUUAUUUUUUCCCAGUUGACAGUACAUUUGUUUAAAAUAUAUUUUGGGAAAUCUUUGGUUUUUCUGCUGUAUUAAAUAAAGCUCGCCUCGUCCUGUA